Aspergillus calidoustus is the source of this 492-nucleotide messenger RNA. The record is from the annotation of a GenBank genome assembly. Lineage: Eukaryota; Fungi; Ascomycota; Eurotiomycetes; Eurotiales; Aspergillaceae.
AUGCCGCCAAAAAUCGCCAAAAAGGAACGCAACUUUGCAACUCAUCGCUUUCGCCUCCAACGCUCAUCGCCAUCUGAGUCGCCUUCCGUGCCAAAGAAUCCAGGGCCUCGUCCCGUGUGUGAUCGAUGCCGACGGUUGAAGAAACGAUGUGAUAGGAAGGUUCCUGAUUGCGCGAACUGCGUCCACGCCGGUCGGAAUUGCUCGUACGAGGCAUUGCAGGCACGAGUUCAGCAGUUGAUCAACGGUCUGGAGCAGAAGGAUGCAAAUGCGAAUGAGUACACUGCGAACUGGAGUAUACCGGAAAGCCCAAUCAAUGCACCACCGCCAGUAGAAGUAACAGACCCGACCGUGCUGGUUGAUGCCUUCUUUCAUCAUGUGUACAGAGCUUAUCCGUUCAUCGACGAAGAUCGCGUUCGACGGGCUGCUGUCUCUUGCGUGCCCAACUGUCGUGAUACCGAAUCAACUGUGAGUAGGGCUCUCAUAUUACUAUAG